Populus nigra (black poplar) is the source of this 3647-nucleotide messenger RNA. Its product is annotated as CO(2)-response secreted protease-like. Gene Ontology annotation, molecular function: serine-type endopeptidase activity. The transcript has 9 exons. The coding region runs from base 1418 to 3358 and encodes 646 amino acids. Lineage: Eukaryota; Viridiplantae; Streptophyta; Magnoliopsida; Malpighiales; Salicaceae. The record is from RefSeq and is a predicted model, not a curated record. Gene Ontology annotation, biological process: proteolysis.
GCAACUCAACAUGUUCAUCAACCCAAAACCCUCCCAAGUUUCAUCGCUAAACCCCUUACCCGCCAUUAAUCCACCAGCCACCCCCUCUCCCUCUGUCGCUGUCCGUCUCUCUGAAUCUCAUCUUUGCUUCGAAGUUCCAACAAAAAAGUGAAAAGGAUGGCCACGAAUAUAUCCUCCACGGGAAACCUCAUUUCUUUUAUACAAAAACGUUUUCUAUUAACAUCAGCAGCAGCAACAGUAACACUUUCUCCCAACUCUCCACUACCCACUACUACUAGUUGUAGCUCCUCCUCCUCUUCUUCUACGGCCCAAUUCCUCGUCAAUUCAUGCGGUCUUUCUCUGCAAUCUGCUCUUUCAGUUUCUAAAAAGUUCCAAAUCCAUGAGAAUGAUCUCCAUAAGCUCCGAUCUGUUGUCCAAUUCAUGAAAGCUCAUGGUUUUCGCGAGACCCACCUGACCAAAUUGAUCCAAAGUCGGCCAGGAGUUCUCCAUUGCAGAGUAGAAGGUAAUCUCAACAAUUUCUCACAGAGAAUGGCGUUGUGGGUCAGCUUCUGCCAGAGCUCAUUUUAUCAAAUACUCAUAUUUUAAGAAGGGGUUUAGAUUCUCAAAUUAAACCAUGUUUUGAGUUUUAAAGUCUGUUCUUGGUUGCAAUGAGAACGUUUUGGUGGCUCUUAAACAUUCUUCUUGGCUGUUGACGUUGCGUUUGAAGGGCACUCUGCAACCAAAUUAUGACUUGUUGAUAGAAGAGGGAGUGGAUGUUGAUAGGAUUGCUAAACUGAUUAUGAUGGAUCCAAGAGCCAUACAGAAUAAGCGUGAUAAAAUGAUUUCUACAGUGAGUACUCUCAAGGAUUUAGGCCUUGAACCAAAUGCUCCUGUUUUUAUACACGCUCUUAGAGCGAUGUUAUCUAUCAGUGAAUCGACUCGGAAGAAGCAAAUUGAGGUGCUGAAGAGUUUGGGUUGGAGUGAGAAAGAUAUUUGGCGUGCCUUUAAACGACAUCCUCUUCUCUUGGGAUACUCAGAGGAGAAAAUCAGGGCUGGGAUGGAUUUUUUUGUGAAUACAUUGAAGUUGGGAUUGCAACAUGUGAUUGCCUGCCCCCAGCUUCUUACUUAUUCUAUUGAUAAAAGGUUGCUUACCAGGUAUAAUGUUUUAAAGAUUUUGGAGUCAAAGAAGCUGAUUAAAAAGGAUUUGAAGAUUAAGAAUUUGCUUAAAAUAAAUGAGAAGGAAUUCUUGAAGAAUUAUGUUUACAAGUAUGUGGACGAUAUUCCAGGGUUGUUGGAUUUAUAUGGAGGAGCCGACAAAGCAAAAAAGAUACACACUUGAUGACGGAGAAGCCAUGAUGGUAUAGUAUCCAUCUUCCAGGAUCCAAUUCUUCAACUUCAUACUACACGUUCAUGGGAUUUCCUGGAGGCAUCAUCAGGCAUGCAAAACAAGCACAAGCAUCCUCCUUUGUCAAGUGAUGUCAUAAUUGGGAUGAUAGACACAGGGAUAUGGCCUGAGUCGCCAAGUUUCAAUGAUGAUGGAAUUGGGGAAAUCCCUUCAAGAUGGAAAGGAGUUUGCAUGGAAGGAUAUGACUUCAAGAAAUCCAAUUGCAAUAGGAAGUUGAUAGGAGCAAGAUACUAUGACUCCAUCCAAAGGACAUACAGUAAUAACAAGACCCACAUGGCUAAACCAGAUGACUCACCAAGGGACUUUGAUGGCCAUGGUACUCACACCACAUCCAUUGCAGCUGGUGCUAAAGUUGCUAAUGUUAGUUACCAUGACUUAGCUGGAGGCACAGCUAGGGGUGGCUCACCUUCAUCUAGAAUAGCAAUAUACAAAGCAUGCACAUUAGAUGGUUGUUCUGGUUCCACCAUAUUGAAGGCAAUUGAUGAUGCAAUUAAGGAUGGAGUUGAUAUAAUCUCCAUUUCUAUUGGGAUGAGCUCGCUCUUUCAAUCUGAUUACCUAAAUGACCCCAUAGCAAUUGGUUCAUUUCAUGCACAACAAAUGAAUAUCAUGGUAGUGUGCUCUGGAGGAAAUGAUGGGCCUGAUCUUUACACUAUUGUCAAUUCAGCUCCUUGGAUCUUUACAGUUGCAGCUUCUAAUAUUGAUAGAGAUUUCCAAUCUACUGUGCUGCUUGGAAAUGGGAAGACUUUCCAAGGGUCUGCCAUCAGUUUCUCAAACUUCAAUCGCUCAAGAAAUUAUCCUCUCGCAUUUGGAGAGGAUGUUGCUGCUAAGUUUACCCCAAUAUCAGAAGCUAGGAAUUGCUACCCAGGAUCAUUAGAUACACAGAAAGUUGCGGGCAAGAUUGUUGUAUGCACAGAUGAUGAUUUAAAUAUUCCACGGCAAAUCAAGAAAUUAGUCGUGGAAGAUGCUAGAGCCAAAGGGUUGAUUUUAGUCAGUGAGGAUGAGACAGUUGUUCCUUUUGAUUCAGGCACGUUUCCAUUUGCUGAAGUUGGAAAUCUUUCAGGGCUGCAGAUUAUUAAAUACAUCAAUGGUACCAAAAAGCCUACUGCAACCAUCCUUCCUACCCGUGAUGUUCCUCGGUAUAGACCAGCUCCAACCGUUGCAUAUUUCUCUUCCAGAGGGCCUGGGCAAUAUACAGAAAACAUCCUCAAGCCCGAUAUAAUGGCUCCAGGAGUUGCCAUUUUGGCAGCCGUGAUACCUGAAAAAGAAGCAGGGAGUGUUCCUGUUGGAAAUAAGCCGUCUGGAUAUGCCAUAAAGUCUGGUACAUCAAUGGCUUGCCCUCAUGUGACAGGGGCUGCAGCAUUCAUUAAGUCUUUUCAUCAUGGGUGGAGUACUUCUAUGAUCAAAUCUGCACUUAUGACAACAGCAACCAUUUAUGAUAAUACGGGGAAACCCUUACAAAACAGCUCACAUCACUUUGCGAAUCCCCAUGAAGUGGGGGUUGGAGAAAUAAACCCACUCAAAGCUCUUAAUCCAGGAUUAGUUUUUGAAACAACCACGGAAGAUUAUUUGCAAUUCCUUUGUUAUUAUGGAUAUUCAGAGAAAAACAUAAGAUCUAUGUCCAAGACAAACUUCAACUGCCCCAGAAUCAGUAUUGACAGACUCAUCUCCAAUAUCAACUAUCCAUCGAUCUCCAUCAGUAACCUUGAUCGACAUAAGCCUGCUCAGACUAUCAAAAGAACUGUGACUAAUGUGGGAUGUCCAAAUGCCACAUACAUUUCCAGAGUGCAUGCUCCUGUGGGAUUAGAGGUGAAGGUUUUCCCAAAGAAGAUUGUUUUUAUCGAAGGGUUAACAAGGGUUUCCUUCAAAGUCUUAUUCUAUGGCAAGGAGGCUUCCAGUGGCUACAAUUUUGGGUCCGUAACAUGGUUUGAUGGUCGACAUUCUGUCCUUCUAUCAUUUGCAGUGAACGUAGAAUAACAUAACAAUAUAACGAACUCACAUUGAACAAAGGUACCAUUCAAUUUGAAGUUAACGCACACAUGACUCACUCAUAAGUUGUAGAUAUACGUUGAUGUUCUUACUGUUUUGUCCAGUGCUGGAACCCUUGUUGUAUGGUUGGAGUUAAUUACUGCAAACCACCAGAAUAGGAACAUUCAUAGAUACAUUCAUCAAUUAAUGUCUGUCCAAAAACUUUUUUUCUUUGAACAUCAUGGCAUGUGCAAAUAUUAUUAUCCAACGUGUCUGCUAUUUGGACUACGGUUGCUUA